Drosophila elegans is the source of this 658-nucleotide messenger RNA. RefSeq lists its product as uncharacterized. The record is from RefSeq and is a predicted model, not a curated record. The transcript has 2 exons. NCBI's taxonomy places the organism in Eukaryota, Metazoa, Arthropoda, Insecta, Diptera, Drosophilidae. The coding region runs from base 30 to 410 and encodes 126 amino acids.
GCUUAGAUCGUAUUGAUUUUUCCGUCUUUAUGGUUCUCAGAUCCAUUUUAGGGUUUUUUCAAAAUUUGUUUAGGUCAGUAAGCUAUACGAUUAUGGGAGAUUCUGGAGAUGUAAGCACGGACACAAAAUUGUUUCAAGUGAUCGUGCCACCGAUACCAAAACUUGGCGACUCGCAUAUGUUCUGGUCGUGGCGAAUGCUUGUUAAGACUUAUCUGUCGGCCAUCGGACUUUGGUCAAAAAAUCAACCAACAGAGAGUCCCCACACUAAGUUUGUACUUCUGAGCACCUUGGAAAUGUGGGUCUUAAGAAAGGAGUAUGACGACAUGUCAUGCAGGUCUAUUUUCGAAGAUCUCGACGAGAGAUUCACAAGCGGUGUUGACAGAAGGAACUCAAGGGAAAUUUUUAUCUAAAACCGAAGUCCAACUUUUUAGUUUUUAUGGAAAAUGCAAUUAGGAAGCCAUGCAUAUUUGCGAAAACCACUUAUAUAUUGUAAUAUUCCAUUGUAAUUCCUCCAUUGUUGAAGAGAAAUCUUUAUUCAAACUAAAUAUUUAAUUAUAUUUUAUCUGUUAUCUGUUGUAAGAUAUACCGAAUUAGAAAAUGUAUAAAAAGAAGCACGCAAAAACGAAUGCCAAAUAAAAAACACCAAAAACACCAACAA